AACUUAACCUUUGGUAUUCUCGGAAUUGACAAAAUGUUUAGAAUAAUUUUAUUAUCAUUCUACGAGUUGUUUGGUUUUAAAACAUUCAAACAAGCCAUAAAUAAUACUGAACAUAAUUAUAGCAUCUAACAGUUAAAAUUCAUUUUGCAUGAAUUCGUAACAAAUUCCAAAUUAAGGGAAAUUGAGAAAUGUACACAUGGUGGUAAUUAGGGCUCCACGAAUACUAGAGUACUCGGGCACGGGUCGAGUUUAGCAAGGCUCGAGUCCGUUCACAGGACUCGGGUAUCCGUGCAAGGAAGAGCACUCUCAUUUAAUUAUAAUUUUACGUCAUUUUGCCAUAUGCAUUUUAGGUCUGUGAGACACAAGUAAAACAAAAGACUACGUCCAAUGUGUGGAAUGCAGUACAAUGGCAUGAUUUGGCAUCCAUGUUUAGCGCUGGAAAUCAGAUGCAUAAUGCUAUUUUACGUUAUUCCUUAGUCGCAUUGUCAUCGGGUACUCGGGUCCGGAUCCUCGGAUACUCCAGUCGGAUAUGUUGGACUCGUGGAGGCCCUAGUGGUAAUCAUACAGACACGUUGCCAAUCAAAACAAUUAUACAUAAUAAACAAUCCUGCACGGGCAGAUUUCACCCAGUAAUAAUCACACAUUGGAUGUGACUCGGCUACAAAACCGUAAACCUGAUGACGACCGUAUCUCUGCACAAUAGAGUCGAACGGGUAUUUAGGAAAAUAGUGUAUCUAUGGAAGCACAGCCACCGCGGAGGAAAUCCAUGACUAAUUGAGACUGUUUCACUACCUUCAUCUGUCAACAUCAUAGUGUAAUUGUGUAUUUGUGAAACUGAUAAAGUUGUUAUGUUCUAUUAGUAAAACGAUUCAAUCUGCUAGCCUCCAUUGUUCAAAAACAUAUUCUCUUUAAGGAAAUGGUGAUCAACGUCCACAAAACAAAAUUUACCUCCCCAAAACGUGUGACAUGGAUUGUUUUCCUCAUGGACCCUUCAUAUACUUUCUGGUUUCUUUGAUAUCAUUCCUAAAUGUUGUCACGAGAGAGCUCGGCACAGAACACAGUGACACUGGGUUGGAUGUUGGUUUCUUUGAUCUCAUUCCUAAAUGUUGUCACGAGAGAGCUCGGCACAGAACACAGUGACACUGGGUUGGAUGUUGUCACGAGAGAACUCGGCACAGAACACAGUGACACUGGGUUGGAUGUUGUCACGAGAGAGCUCGACACAGAACACAGUGACACUGGGUUGGAUGUUGUCACGAGAGAGCUCGGCACAGAACACAGUGACACUGGGUUGGAUGUUGUCACGAGAGAGCUCGACACAGAACACAGUGACACUGGAUUGGAUGUUGUCACGAGAGAGCUCGACACAGAACACAGUGACACUGGAUUGGAUGUUGGUUUCUUUGAUCUCAUUCCUAAAUGUUGUCACGAGAGAACUCGGCACAGAACACAGUGACACUGGAUUGGAUGUUGUCGCGAGAGAGCUCGGCACAGAACACAGUGA
Messenger RNA from Gigantopelta aegis, 1504 nucleotides. RefSeq lists its product as uncharacterized. The transcript has 2 exons. NCBI's taxonomy places the organism in Eukaryota, Metazoa, Mollusca, Gastropoda, Neomphalida, Peltospiridae. The coding region runs from base 1028 to 1456 and encodes 142 amino acids. The record is from RefSeq and is a predicted model, not a curated record.